Messenger RNA from Teleopsis dalmanni, 363 nucleotides. RefSeq names its product kappaPI-actitoxin-Avd3b. Bases 51 to 362 code for a protein of 103 amino acids. The transcript is spliced from 2 exons. The record is from RefSeq and is a predicted model, not a curated record. Lineage: Eukaryota; Metazoa; Arthropoda; Insecta; Diptera; Diopsidae. Gene Ontology annotation, molecular function: serine-type endopeptidase inhibitor activity.
GUCACCAAAGCUGUGAUAGUUAAGUUCGCAAUUAAAUUUGUUCAAAAUAAAUGUCUAUGACGUCUUGGGUAAUCGCGCGAGUCGGCGCGUUAUUUUUACUAACUGUGCUAUUCGUUGCUCUAAUUCGAAGUGUGGAAAGCGUCGAUAAGCAAGAUCAGAAGUGUCUACAACCACUUGAAGCAGGACUAUGCAAAAUGAAUUUGGAACGCUACUAUUAUGACACUACAACAAACACUUGUAAGACCUUUCGCUUUGGCGGCUGUCGAGGUAAUGACAACAAAUUCGGCUUUCUGAAAACGUGCGAAGAAACAUGCGUACGCACAACGGUAGCAACAACACCAAAACUCAUUAAACGAAAAUAAU